Messenger RNA from Colletotrichum truncatum, 726 nucleotides. RefSeq lists its product as uncharacterized. The record is from RefSeq and is a predicted model, not a curated record. Lineage: Eukaryota; Fungi; Ascomycota; Sordariomycetes; Glomerellales; Glomerellaceae.
AUGGACGACUCCGAAAUGGACCCUGAAAUGGCCGCCUUCAUGGGCUUUUCCUCUUUCGGUACUCAACCAGCUGCGAAGAAGCGCAAAUACAAUCACCGUACAGAUGCCGUCUCCGCCUCAGCACCCGUCGACAACUCCGCCGCCGCGACCGGCGCGAACCAAGUCGCCGUCGUACCCCGUGCGCCUCCUCCUGCCCCGAAGCCAACCGCAGCCGGCGCCAACACCGACGAGAUAGCCCUCGACUCCGACUCUGAUGCUGCCGCUAAGGAAGAAGAAGAAAAAGAUGAGGACGAAGGUGGCGCGAGUCUCUAUAACGACAGCAGUGUGGCGCCAGCCCUUGCACACGCGCAGGGGCUGAUAGACGAAUUGGCCAUGCGUGGAGGUUUUGGGUCAGGACCUGGUACGGGUGACGCUCCGCCAGCGCUGAGCACCGCAUCUGCACCGUCAUUACCUAAACGUCCUGAUGCGUCGUGGGGUAAGGAGAUGGGUUCGGCGCCCACGAGCAUGCCAGUAUGGAACCAGGCCGGCUCUGAACAGCCCCAAUCUGGGUUCCGUGGUCGGAAUCAACAUCGUCAUCAACAUGGACAACGGGACGACGGAAAGCCCUGGUAUGAGGGAUACUACGACCCCAAAUCCAACGAGAACCCGUGGGAAAGGCUUGAGAAGGCGGCUGGGGUGGAGUCAAGGGGGUCCUGGAUCGCCAGGGGACAGGCACAGUCGGCUUGA